This is a messenger RNA of Candidula unifasciata, 616 nucleotides long. Lineage: Eukaryota; Metazoa; Mollusca; Gastropoda; Stylommatophora; Geomitridae. The record is from the annotation of a GenBank genome assembly.
AUGGCGCAGCCCAAGUUUACGUUGGUGGUUCUGUGGCUGAUGUGUGUCCCCGGUUUCUGCUGGGAUUCUGGAGAUUUGGAGCUGUUUGAUCUUAUCGAGGAAAUCAACGAAAAUUUUUAUCAAGUGUUUGGCAUCGAUCAGUCAGCUUCAAGUUCUGAUGUUCGUAAAGCCUACAGACGGUUGUCACUUCAAUAUCAUCCCGACAAAAAUGAUGCUGAUAAUGCAGAAGAACAGUUUCGACAGAUUGUGGCUGUUUAUGAGGUGCUUAAAGAUGAGAAGAAGAGAGAAAGAUACAAUCAGGUUUUGGUUGAGGGCCUGCCAGACUGGCGCCAGCCGGUGUAUUACUACAGACGAGCACGGAAGAUGGGAAUAUUUGAACUGGGCAUUGUCCUGUCCAUCAUCAUCACCAUUGGACAGUAUUUUGUGGCCUGGGCUGUUUACGUUGAAAAACGUCUCGUUUUGGAAGAAGUUGUCAACUCAAAGAAAAAGAAGAAAAAGAAAAAACAGACAGCAUUGGACGAUGCAGUAAAUGAUGACGACGAAUUGAAUUCCAUACCCACCCCACAUCUGCUAGAUUUAUGGCCAUUUCGGCUGUCUGCAUUUAUAUUUUUUACAG